AUGAUGAGCUCGGGAUUGUGUCGUUCUCUCGUGUCUUUGCUUGCCUUGGGCGGCAUCCCAUCCUUCUCUUGGGCUUCACCACUGAAGGUAGAUAUUGAUGCUCGUGCCGAUAGUUGGCCUUACGGACCGCUUGUCACAUCUGGCCGUGACAUAAAAAAUACGCGAGGUCAAAAUGUCGUCUAUGCAGGCACCAAUUGGCCGGGUCAUGGAGAAGUAAUGAUUCCGGACGGACUACGCUAUCAGUCUAUCGAGACUAUCGUCUCCAAGAUCAAGAGUGUAGGCAUGAAUGCGAUUCGCCUGACGUACGCCAUCCAGAUGAUAGACGAGAUCUAUAGCAAUAAUGGCAAGGAUACGACCGUGAAGGACUCGUUUACCAAGGCGCUCGGCCAGACAAACGGACCCAAAGUCUACAGCGAAUUUCUUGCGAAGAACCCUUCUUUCAACGAUAGUACUACUCGCCUUCAAGUUUUUGACGCCGUCGCCGCCGAGUGUGCAAAGCAAAAUAUUUUUGUUCACUUAGAUAACCACAUGUCCAAGGCUGCUUGGUGCUGCUCUACCAACGACGGCAACUCUUGGUUCGGGGACAGAGAUUAUAACGUGGAAAACUGGACUAGAGGUCUCUCGUAUAUGGCAAAUCACGGGAAGAACUGGCCGGCGCUGACAUCGAUGUCGCUACGUAACGAGCUUCGCAAACCCGACAGCAACCCUACGCUUAGCAGUCAAUCAUACAACUGGAGGGAUUGGUAUACCAACAUCAAGAAAGGAACAAGUGCGAUCAACUCAGCAAACCCGAAUUUGCUUAUCUUCCUUUCGGGUCUUGAUUUCGAUACUUACGUGACACCGGUAGUUCAGGGCACGGCGUUCACACCAGGAAGCGAUAAGUUCAAAGCGGCAGACUUCCAGGGCUAUACCAACAAGCUAGUGCUGGAGAUCCAUAACUACCAGAACAGCGCGAGCAACUGCAACAGUCUCAAGAGCUCGCUAUACAACAGCGGCUUCCAGGCGCUGCACGCAGACGACUCCAAGGCGGUUAACGUGUUCCCGGUGUUGCUGACCGAGUUCGGCUUCGAUAUGACGGGCAGCGCGUGGCAGGGAACGUAUGCGACUUGUAUCGCCAGCUAUCUGGCUGAGCAGAAGGCCGGAUGGUUUAUCUGGGUCAUCUCAGGUAGCUACUAUAUCCGCUCGGGAACACAGGACUUUGAAGAGACUUGGGGUCUCCUGAAGCAUGACUGGUCGGAUUGGAGAUCGUCUGCGUAUAUUGAGGGAGGAUUGAAGCCUCUUGUGAAGGCGACUGCGCAAGGAUGA
Daldinia childiae is the source of this 1305-nucleotide messenger RNA. RefSeq names its product putative beta-galactanase protein. The coding region runs from base 1 to 1305 and encodes 434 amino acids. The record is from RefSeq and is a predicted model, not a curated record. The transcript is spliced from 2 exons. NCBI's taxonomy places the organism in Eukaryota, Fungi, Ascomycota, Sordariomycetes, Xylariales, Hypoxylaceae.